Molecule: messenger RNA, 2163 nt
Organism: Mesocricetus auratus (golden hamster)
Lineage: Eukaryota; Metazoa; Chordata; Mammalia; Rodentia; Cricetidae
Gene: Snap23
Product: synaptosome associated protein 23
Exons: 10
Coding region: 272-937 (221 amino acids)
Biological process (GO): synaptic vesicle priming; synaptic vesicle fusion to presynaptic active zone membrane; exocytosis
Cellular component (GO): plasma membrane; synaptobrevin 2-SNAP-25-syntaxin-1a-complexin I complex
Molecular function (GO): SNAP receptor activity; syntaxin-1 binding
Source: RefSeq, a predicted model, not a curated record
GUGAAUGCGCAGGCGCACCGAGCCUCAAGGAGGGGUGGGGGCGCAUGCGCGCGAGCUGGCACCGGGUCCCAUCUAGAAGUGUCCGAUCUGCCCCGGCUGGUUAGGAGCCACUCCUGGUGAGCAACCUGAAAUGUAAUAAAGAGCUGUGAAGUGGCCUUAUAGAGUUCAAGUGAUAGCCGUGCAAUCAUCAGAACUGAAGUUCAUGUGCCCAGAACCCCUGUAAAGAUUACCCAUAUUUCUGUUCCUGAGUGCAGUAGAGUUUUGAUUCACCAUGGAUAAUCUGUCAUCAGAAGAAAUUCAGCUAAGGGCUCACCAGGUUACUGAUGAGUCUUUGGAAAGUACGAGGAGAAUCCUGGGUUUAGCCAUUGAGACUCAGGAUGCGGGAAUCAAGACCAUCACUAUGCUGGAUGAACAAGGGGAACAACUAAAUCGCAUAGAAGAAGGCAUGGACCAAAUAAAUAAAGACAUGAGAGAGGCAGAGAAGACUUUAACAGAGCUCAACAAGUGCUGUGGCCUUUGUGUCUGCCCUUGUAAUAGUUUCUCAGAUGGUGGUUGUUUCUUUGGAACCAGGGCGAAGAACUUUGAGUCAGGAAAGAACUAUAAGGCAACAUGGGGAGAUAGUGGAGACAACUCACCUAGCAAUGUAGUAUCUAAGCAACCAGGCCGGAUAACAAAUGGUCAGCCUCAACAGACCACAGGAGCAGCCAGCGGUGGAUACAUCAAACGUAUAACAAACGAUGCCAGAGAAGAUGAGAUGGAGGAGAACCUGACUCAAGUGGGCAGUAUCCUAGGCAAUCUAAAGAACAUGGCUCUGGACAUGGGCAAUGAGAUCGAUGCUCAGAACCAGCAAAUACAGAGGAUCACAGAAAAGGCUGACACCAACAAGGAUCGGAUUGACAUUGCCAAUACAAGAGCAAAGAAACUUAUUGAUAGCUAAAGCCACUGCUGUGCUUCUUUACCAGUUACUCAGUUCUCUAGCUUCUUCCAAGUCAUUACCUGUUGAGAGUUUGAAAGUUUGUGAAAGAAGGGCCAGAGGAGGAAUGCCUCCCUGCUUCUUAUUUUCUCUCCUUUGGGGGUAGGCUCCUGUUCACACUUCACAGCCUCUCUCAGUUCACACUCUUAGGCUGCCUUCCGUACAUCACACAUAGUCUGUCAUCCUCUUCUCUUAGCUUCUUUUGCAUUCAAGAUUUGGAAGCAUUGCCAAAGAGCCAUGAAGAAGGCAUCUGUUUAAGUAGCUUUUGUUGUUGGUUGGUUGGUUUGGUUUUGGUUUUGUUGUAAAGAGUAGAGGAAGGAACAAGAAGUGAAGUUGUUAACUCAUUAAAGAAACUAUAGAUCAAAAACAAAACAACAGGCUAAUGCCUGAGGUGGGAGCUUUUACUCAUGCAUUUUGAUUUACAUCACUAUUUUGCAGCUUCUACUCUAAAGGAAAAUACUGUGGGUUUUCUUAAAGUGAGCCUCACUUUUGGAUUUGUAGUGAUUUGUGUAUGUACAUAGGUUCUGGGAUACCAUUUCAUAUUGCACAUGCAGGAACACUGUAUAAAUGAGUGCCUUUUAUCCUCAUAUUAUGAGUCAUAUCAUGGUCCCAUUGUAGGCCUAUUAACCUUGUGAAGUUGUUAUUAGUCUUUUAAAGAUGUACAUAUAUAUGUGAAAUAUGAGACUUCCUCACUAAAGCAGGGCUUCAAAAUUUUGGGGAAAGUUCGACAGUGUAUCAUGUGAAUUCAGAUUUACCUCAAAAACUAAGAAUUACGUUUAGAUAUGAAAAAGAAAACUCGUUUUAAUCUCAGGUAGAAAAAUAGAUUGUUUUGAGUUUUGUAGUUUUAGACAUUUAAAAAGUUAUAAUUUGUUACUAAAAGUUGUUUGGGAAAUUAUGCUUUUGAAUUAAUUAUUGAUGACUGCACUGCCAUGCAUGCAUACAGAUCAUGUUUAUGUAGAUCCUGAAGUUCUAGGAAAGCUGAGUUAGCAUUUGCCACCUUUGUUUAAAAUUAGCAUCUGUAUACUUCAGAGCUACCAAAGUAAAUAACCAUUGCCUGAUUCUUACAAUUAAAUUUUGUAACUGGUGGUAUUGUUCUUUCAAAUAGGUAACAUGUUUCUGACUUAUUUGUGGGGGCAAUCAUUUUAUCACCUUUUGUUAACAAAUUGAAUAAAGCAAAUGUCCAUAAUCAA